CCGGCCGGGCCCGGCCCCUCGGGCCGCCCCAGGGCCGCCAUGGCGGGCGGAGCGCGGCGCCUGUUCCGCCGCAUCCUGCAGCUGCACCGCGCUCUGCCGCCCGCCCUGCGCGACCUGGGCGACCGCUACGUGAAGGAGGAGUUCCGGAGGCACAGGGCGGCCGGGCCCGCCGAGGCCCAGCGCUUCCUGCGGGAAUGGGAGAACUAUGCAGCACUGAUCCAGCAACAAAUUGAGGACAAACAAAACUUGAGAGAAAAGGCUGUAUAUGGAAUUCAGCUCACAGAAGAAAAACUUAAUGACUUCCGUGAUGAACAGAUUGGGCAGCUGAAGGAACUGAUGGAUGAGGCUACCAAACCUCAUAAAAAAAUCACCAUUUCUAAAGACUCAGAAUACAAAACCUAAAAGAUUAAAAGAAUUAUUUUGAUGCAUAUUGCAACCAUUUUGAAGCUUUUUCAAGUUGUACUUGAAUGUGGUUUCUGUGAGAUAAUGGACGCUGCUGAUGCUAUAGCUUGUCUGAAGUGGAUGUGUUUGGCUUUCUGUGCAAGAACAAAUGGAAAAAUGAAAUAAUCACACUUUUUUGUUAAUUGCCUUAUUUUUUCUCCUUUUUGUUUUUUCCUUCCUAAUGGAUGUUGAAGACUGAAAGAAUUUGGGGAAAGUAAAUUGAUGUUUUUAAAAUAUGGAGUUGUUAGUUUUGGAGUUGUUUUGUAAUCUUGGCACCUACAGGGCAAAACAUCUUUCUGUUUGCUUACCAUCCUCUUCCUUAAUGGAAAAGAUGCUAUUAGCAUUUAUUUUCUGGUCAAGAUUCAGUAGACAAAGGAAUGGUACUAAAGUGGGUUUGUUUUCAUGGAAAGAAAUGAACAGUAUUAGAAAAGCAUACUGCUGGUGAAAUUGGAAGUUGAUUUUUGUCUUGAGCUUUAUUGUGAAAUGGACUUUAAAAUAAAUGAUGUGGCUCAUUAUUAAAUUAACCUUGAAUCACUCUUA
This is a messenger RNA of Zonotrichia albicollis (white-throated sparrow), 981 nucleotides long. It is a transcript of the gene SDHAF3, whose product is annotated as succinate dehydrogenase complex assembly factor 3. Gene Ontology annotation, biological process: succinate metabolic process; mitochondrial respiratory chain complex II assembly. Gene Ontology annotation, cellular component: mitochondrial intermembrane space; mitochondrion. NCBI's taxonomy places the organism in Eukaryota, Metazoa, Chordata, Aves, Passeriformes, Passerellidae. The record is from RefSeq and is a predicted model, not a curated record.